Molecule: messenger RNA, 1958 nt
Organism: Podarcis muralis (Common wall lizard)
Lineage: Eukaryota; Metazoa; Chordata; Lepidosauria; Squamata; Lacertidae
Source: RefSeq, a predicted model, not a curated record
UGUGGGUGUGCAUGUUUGGGUGUGGGGAUGUGCAAGAGAGAGAGAGAGGGGCAGGCGAGGCAGGACGUGAAAAGUCACAAUUUCACUUCCUGUGUGCCAUUUCUUCCUCUCCAGCUGGUUGGAGCCUCUUCUAGUGUGUGUGUGUGUGUGGUUUUGGGGGAGCCAGGACCUCCUCUUCAGCCCCCUCUGUGAUCUUGCACGAGAAGCUUGCGCCAGGGAUGAAAAUGGAGGAGCCAAGCCAAGCAGCCCCCAAACCGGUGGAGGGAGCAGAGAGUGUGAGGAAGCCCCACCAGAGGGGCUGCAUCCGGGAAUUCCUGCAAAAGAUGCCGUCCCAGCACCAAGUGAAAGAGGAAGGAGGGGAAGGGAUCCUUCAGCGCUGGGAGGUCCAGUGGCAGGAGUUCCUGAAGGAAGUGGAGUCCCCUCACGUGGGUUGGGCGGUCCCGCAGCCGCCAGAGGAGCCCACCCCCUGGGACGACACCAAAGCCUUCUUCGCCUCCUUUGAGCAAGUGGCCGAAGCCUGCCACUGGCCCCGGGAGGCGUGGGUAGCUCGCCUCUCGCCGGCCCUCAGCGGAGAAGCCGAGCGGGCCUUCCGCAGGCUGGAGGGCCGGGACAGAGAGGAUUAUGGGAAAGUGAAGGCGGCCAUCUUGCGCGGGGACGCCAUCAGCAGGGAGAAGAACCGCCAGUACUUCCGGCGCUUCUGCUACCGGGAAGCCGAGGGGCCGCGAGGGGCCUACAGCCGCCUCCAGGAGCUCUGCCAGCGGUGGCUGAAGGUGGAGAGGCACUCCAAGGAGCAGAUCCUGGAGCUUCUGAUCCUGGAGCAGUUCCUGACCAUCCUGCCUCCAGAGAUCCAGAGCUGGGUCAGGGAACGGGGGCCAGAGACCUGCUUCCAGGCAGUGGCCCUGGCUGAGGACUUCCUGCUGAGGCAGCAGGAGGCAGAGCAGCCAAAACCUCAGGUAAGUGUGCCAUUUGAGGAGGUGGUCCUGAGCUUCUGCGAGCCAGAACUGGUUCCUUCUGACCCCGCCCAGCGGCAGAUGCGCCGUGAGACCAAGCAGGAAGCUGACCACGGAGAGGCCCUCUUAACAGGAGCUAAAGGGUGGGCGAACCUCAACGAAGCGGAGAGGUACAGCCCGGAAGAUCGCGAGCAUCUGCCACCACGUGGGACGUCGGUUUGGGGAGCAGGAGAGGACGUUUCCUGUUUCCGCGAGCAGGGAAGCGCUCCAGGUGGGCACCAGGAAGCGGACUUGGGACGAGAAGUCGGUGUGUCUGUCCCGUUUGGGGGCACAUUCCAGGAUCUGAAGGAGGAUGCACACCAGCGGAGGAGUCACACUGGUAAGAGACCAAGCGUCUGCACUGCGUAUAGGAAGAGGUUUGGCCAGAGCGCAAACCUCCUUAAGCACGAGAACAUCCACUCGGGAGAAAAGCCAUUCAAGUGCUCCGACUGCGGGAAGCGGUUUGGCCAGAAGUUCCACCUUCUCGGGCACCGCAAGAGAUGCGAGAGCGAGAGGCCUCACAAGUGCCCCACCUGCGGGAAAAGGUUCUCUCGCAGCUCCUACCUUAACACUCACCAGAGAAUCCACACGGGUGAAAGACCCUACGAGUGCUCGCGGUGCGGGAAAAGCUUUAGCCAGAAAGCUAACCUUAACACGCACCGCAGGAUUCAUACGGGGGAAAAGCCCCACGAGUGCCCCGUGUGCGGAAAAAGGUUCUCUCGCAACACUUGCCUUAAUAGACAUCAGAGAAUCCACAUUGCGCGCUAAGCUGUAAAGAUGGCACGGACUGCAGGGGGGUUAUUUUUCCAUGGCUGCGGGGCAAGAUGCGGGAGAUCAGUACUGCCAAUGAGUGAUUGAGUGGAUUGCUCACCCGGGCUAAACUUCAGUCGCAAAAAUGUCCUGUGUUUAGACAUUGUGUAAUGCAGGAGCAUUCGGUUGCUAACACAAUAAAGAAUAUUCUCCAUUCCU